AUGAAACCUGCUAGAUUUUUAAUCGUUUUAAUCUUCAAUUGGAUAUUAUUGACAUUUGUUAAAACUACUCCAAUUCGAAAAGGGUUAGUUAGACAUGCUGAAAAAGAUUCUACGGCAAAGGAUCUGACUAAAAUAUUAAAUGAUGGGGCUGAAUCGUCGAUCAAUCCUCAAUUUCAAAAAUAUAAAGAAACUUUGACAAAAAAGGGCACGGAUAGUUAUAAUGGAGACAAAGUGAAUAACAAAGGCAAAUAUAAUAAAGAAUAUUACGAAAAAAAUAAGGAAAAGUUCUCUGAAUAUCGUCGAAAUUACCGAAAGCAAAAUAAACAAAAGAUCAAUGAGAUUCAGCGGAAUUAUAGUAAAAGGAAUAAAGAAAAAUGUAGUCAACGUAUGAAAAUUUACUACGAAAAAAAUAAAGAAAAACUUAAGAAAACUAUCAAAAAAUAUAAACAAAAUAAUAAAGAAAAGGUAAAGAAAAGCAAAAAACUUUAUUACAACAAUAACAAAGAAAAAUGGAAUGAAUACCGACGUAAAUGCAAUCAAAAAAAGAAAAACGUUCAAUCUGAUAAUGAAGGAACUUCAUUAGUUAAUACACAGACUGAUAAUUUUACUAAUAAAGGUAAAUUAUCAAAUGUUUGCGAGGUCGAAGAAACUCUUUUUAAUCAAGGGCAAGAAUGCACUAAUGGCGAAGAUGAGCAAAAUCAAAUCGAGGUAGAAGGACCAAAUAAAAUUCUUGAAGAUGACACAAUAGAUUUAAAUAAGAAAAUUCAUCCUUUUGAUCUGAACGAGAUACCUGAUGAUGAAGAAAUUUAA
Meloidogyne enterolobii is the source of this 810-nucleotide messenger RNA. NCBI's taxonomy places the organism in Eukaryota, Metazoa, Nematoda, Chromadorea, Rhabditida, Meloidogynidae. The record is from the annotation of a GenBank genome assembly.